UAACGAUGACGGCUUUCCGUUGUAUCGAGCUCGAAAAGUUGUUUGAUUUUCUUCACCACUCUUGAAGUACUAUUUUUAAUUCGAUUUAUCCAACUGAGCAGACCUGCUGUGAGGUACUGUACAUACUUCCACUGAUAUUGUGUCACAUCACACGUAUCACACAGGUACCGUCAACAUAACUCUACAUUCACGAUACAGUCCCCAUCUUUUUCUACUAUUCCCUUGACGGCCUUCAAGAGACUUUUUAGUUUGAGUAAUGAAUAGCGUCCAUUGACAAUGGAAUAGGUCUCCUACACGUGAUACCAAGCAUCGCCAAGUAAUACUCCUACCUCAUUGUCGAUCAAUAUCAAGCUCUCAGACUCUCUGUUGCCCGUCCGAUAGUUAACCAAGGAAAGCUUAUAUGCAAACCGCCACAUGUUCAAAGCACAACUGGUAGGUUUUUCUUCCAUUCACCACCGACGUAAUCAAUUCCAGGUUGCAUUCACUUGUCAUUUAUUGCUAGCGACUUCGAAGCAAAGUCUUUCCCCUCCCUUAUGUUCCGAGUACCACCCCUCCUUCAAAACCAAUAUGUUGCUGUCCUGCUCUUACUUUCAGCAUUUCUUUCCUACGGACUCGUUGCCAUAAUGCAAUACUCUUCUAAUCUACAGACCACCCUUCUUCUCUCGUCUCUAUCUCUGGCUACCGCCCAGGCAGGUGGUUCGGGAGUGUCUUGCAAUCUCAAGCCUCCACACCCUGCACCAGUCACCCACGAUGGUUGGAGUGCUCAAUUGGUUACCACCGAUCUAAGUUCUCCUCGAAGCAUGAUUUGGGACCCCAAAGGUAAUAUGAUCAUGGCUGACUGGGGCACUGGCAUUACACAUACAACAUUUAAUGACGGCGGAGGUACUUGUUUGGAGGUUGCCAAGAAGACCGUUUUGAUUGCGACCGACGCCGUAAGAAGCCAUACUCGAAGAAUCGCUCCCAAUUGCAGUUCUACGCUAACCAAAACCCCAUAGCUCGGCCACGGUAUCGCUCUCUCGAAUGAUGGCAAGAUCCUCUAUGCCUCCGAUCUUGACAAGGUUUAUGCGUGGGAUUACAACGCGGAUAAUGUCACAGUGAGCAGCAAGAACCGAACCAUCAUUACCGGAAUGGGAAAUAAGGAUCAUGUAACGCGAACGCUGUUGAUGUCCCAGAAGAAACCUGGUACACUACUCGUCUCUCGAGGAAGCGAUACCAACAUAGAUGAGGCGGCUGUUGUUCUGGAUUUUGGACAUGCCCAACUCCGAGCUUGGGAUACGAAUAACCUUAAACCCGAUUCUCCUUCACAAGACUUUGCGACCACGGGACAACGCUUGGGAUGGGGUCUUCGUAAUUCAGUUGGUGUGGCAGAAGAGCCCCUCACUGGAGGAAUUUACAGUGUGGAGAACUCUGCUGAUGACUUGAAGAGAGACGGAGUCGACAUUCACCAAACCAACCCAGGUGAAGAGAUGAACUAUCAUGGAUUCCUGAACGAUACAAGCGAUCGUGGUAAUUAUGGCUAUCCGAUUUGCUUUGGACUUUAUGAUACGAACAUUCCAAAUCUUGGUAACUUGACUGUUGGAGCCCAAUUUUCACUGGUCCAGAAUGCUACAGUCAACGAUAAUUUCUGUGCCAGAGAACGCAUUCCUCCAGUCAUGGUAUUCCCCGCUCAUAAUGCGCCCCUUGAUAUCAAAUUCCAACCAAAUGGAUCUGAAGCCUAUGUUUCGUUCCACGGUUCAUGGUAUUUGCUCUAUGCAAACCUACUCUUUUGACACCCACUAACUGGAAUCGUAGGGAUCGCCAGCCCCCUGAUGGGUAUAAGAUUCGAGCCGUCCCAUUUGCGAAUGGUUUCCCUGUUGCGCCUUCCACCAGCUUAACAGGUUCGACAACCAUUAUCGAAAAUGUGGAUAAUACAAAAUGUCCCGAUGACUGUUUUCGACCUGUCGGACUGUUAUUGGACAACAAAGGAAGAUUGUGGUUUACCUCUGAUAAACCACAUCCUGAAUUGUGGGUCAUGGAGAAGAAUGGCAAAUCGUCAUCUUCGUCGACACAAAAGAGUGGAGCAAAUAAACGAUUUGAAAAUGUGGCACAGCUGUGAGUACUCGUUGCUUGCUGCGGUAUUGCUUUAUUGGGUUUUCGCCUCUGCACUUUUACAUGGCGAGAUUUUGACUAAUGCUUUCAUGAAGUGGCACAGCAGGAUUUGUGCUCACCUGGUUCAUUUUAGGGUGGUCAGGAUAAAAACAAAUGUUAGGGAAUGAAUGCAUUUUUAGGUACAUUUCAGGAGUUCGAGGAGUAACUGACCGCUUGGGAUUACUUGGUAAGUAUAGGUAACCAUGCGCACAUUGAUUUUUUCUGCAUCGUUAUCUCAGCAUAUACCAGAUGGUUUUGGGGGUUUAUCAUUUUUUCCCGUUUUGUAAUUAUAUAUCCU
Messenger RNA from Hymenoscyphus albidus, 2425 nucleotides. The record is from the annotation of a GenBank genome assembly. NCBI's taxonomy places the organism in Eukaryota, Fungi, Ascomycota, Leotiomycetes, Helotiales, Helotiaceae.